This is a messenger RNA of Alnus glutinosa, 385 nucleotides long. Its product is annotated as probable LRR receptor-like serine/threonine-protein kinase At1g06840. NCBI's taxonomy places the organism in Eukaryota, Viridiplantae, Streptophyta, Magnoliopsida, Fagales, Betulaceae. The transcript has 2 exons. The record is from RefSeq and is a predicted model, not a curated record. Bases 53 to 385 code for a protein of 110 amino acids.
AUUAAGUGAUGCUUAUAGUCUUGGUAUUGUAUUUCUAAAACUCCUCACCGGGAUGCAUCCAAUCUCACAUGGCAAAAACAUUGUUAGAGAGGUUAAUAUGGCGUAUCAAUCUGGUAUGAUCUUUGGGGUUAUUGAUGGGCAAAUGGGUUCUUAUCCUUCUGACUGUGUGGUGAAAUCCUUGAGUUUGGCCCUCAAGUGUUGCCAAGAUGAGACAGAUGCACAGCCAUCAAUGGCGGAGGCGGUCCGAGAACUUGAAAAUAUAUGGGUUAUAAUGCCUGAGUCUGACAUCAGAAAGGCAGAUCCCAUGGUCACUGAUGUUGCAAAGGAUAUAUAUAACAGUAGAUUGUAUGACAGUGUUGAUAUACAAAUUAAGAUUGUACUUUAA